Petromyzon marinus (sea lamprey) is the source of this 6139-nucleotide messenger RNA. RefSeq lists its product as uncharacterized. The record is from RefSeq and is a predicted model, not a curated record. Gene Ontology annotation, molecular function: G protein-coupled receptor activity. Lineage: Eukaryota; Metazoa; Chordata; Hyperoartia; Petromyzontiformes; Petromyzontidae. Gene Ontology annotation, biological process: adenylate cyclase-activating G protein-coupled receptor signaling pathway; cell surface receptor signaling pathway. Gene Ontology annotation, cellular component: plasma membrane.
ACACAGAGACACACGCACACAGAGACACACGCACACAGAGACACACGCACACAGACACACGCACACAGAGCGAGAGACACACACACAGAGACACACGCACACAGAGAGAGACACACGCGCACUCUCUCCUACAGGCAGCGAACCAACCUGCGCACGGUCCUCAACCGAUUUAUCGACUCUCCGCCCCCCUCCACAACCCCCUUAAAAUCAUCGCCACUGCCACCCCCCCCCCAAUCGCCGCGCGCGUAACGCGCAGCAGAAGACGCCUCGCGGUCGUGGUGAGCGCGAGGAGGGCGCGCCCUGGGAGAAUCGCGACGCGGAACCUCUCGGGGUGUUUUUAUUUUCUUCUUCUUCUUCACUACCGAAGAAGACGACUUUGGCGACACCUUUACGCGUUUGGGAGCAUCACGCGGGGAGUGACCCCCCCCCCCACCCCAAGUGGACCGGAGCGACUCGCUGACACGCCGGGGAAUGGACCGACUCAUCGGCGCGUUCGCCCCGCUGCUCCUCUGCGUCCUCGCGGCGACGGAGUGCGCAGCGGCCGCUGCAGGCGCGUGCGGAGGGCCGUUGACCGACCCGCCGAACGGCACCGUCAUCGAGUCGCCCUCCUACCCCAGCAAGUACCCCAGCAAUCUGAACUGUCGCUGGGAGAUCACCGUGCCCAGCGGCUCGUCCGUGCGCCUCACCGUGCAAGAGCUGCUCCUCGAGUCGCAGACGAGCGGCUGCAAGUACGACUACCUGCUCGUCUCCUACGGGUUCGAGCACGUGAGCGCGCCCACCAUGGUGUGCAUGAUGCCCAGCGCCGGCCAGCGGGCCAUGAGCUCGCCCGGGAACAGGCUUGUGCUGCAGUUCAUCACGGACGCGUCACUCGAGGAGAAGGGCUUCCGAAUCACGGUCGACACCAUAGACGCCCCGCGGUUGCAGGGCAAGAUGGCCGUCUUCCUCCAGAGUCCCGUGUCCUUCAUGAGCCUCAGCGACCCGGGCAUCCUGCCGGCCCGCCUCUCCUCCAUCGCUCUGUGCGCCAGCGUGCGCAUCGCCGGCCCGGCCGACUGGACGCUCUUCACCUACUCCUCGCCCCAGGCUGACAGCGAGGCCACCACGCCCACCCUGGGCCUCUCGGGCAACCGCACGGCGCUGGCGUUCUGGCUUGGCGGGCGCGCCACCUGGGUCCCCUGGAAGCGGCCUCACGACGAGGCGUGGCACCGCGUUUGCGCCCGUUGGGUCGGCGGCACCGGCGGCACCGGCGGCACCGGCGGCACCGGCGGCGGCACCGCCACCGUCUUUGCCGACGGCUCCCUGAUCCUCAACGCCAGCCUCGCCUCGGACGAUCCCGCCGAGCUCCAGGGCUCGGGAGACCUCCUGUUGGGGCUCUUCCAGACGGCGGCGGCGGCGGCUGGCGGCGGCGGCGGCGGCGGCGCGAGGGCGUGGGUGGCGGUGCCGCAGCGGGCGCUGGUCGGCGAGUUGGCCGACGUGCGCCUGUGGGCGGAGGGCGCUGGGGGCGAGAGCGACCCCGGCCGCGCGGCGUCGUGCCAGCGGAACGGCAGCCUGGCGUGGUGGAGCCGGAGCUUCUGGCAGCCGACGAGGGAGGGCAUGCUGGUCGACGCGGGGCUUCCUGCUACCCGAGACGUCGUUGACAACUUCCGAGUUCGAUUCCGGGCCGAGGUGACCGCCGCGGGCAACCGGUCUGUGGACGAGCAGCUCCUGGCGAUGGUGGCGACGUCCUGGCUUCAGCAGGCGAUGAGCGACCUCCCGUUCAGCACGGCGCUCGGGAACAUCAGCUUUGUGAGGUUGGACGCAGAGGACGUGGAAGAGGCGCAGGGAUCGCGAGGUGUCACUCAAGGCGGGGGAAUUGCGUCACUCAGCUUUGCGGGGACGGCGCAGCUGACGGCUGUGGGCGCUCUAGACGGCGUGGCCUGUGACUCUGCCACCACGCUGAGCGAGAUCAUCCGGAGCCUCAACACCAGCCGCUCCAUCAACAACGCGAGCGGCGUCACAAACAACAACAGCAGCAGCAGCAGCGCGCAGGUCUCAGACGUCAACCAGACGGGGAGCUACAACAGCAAUCGGAGGAAGCGAUCAAACGGAAACAGCGACAACAACAACAACAACAACGGCAACAACAACGGCAACAACAACAACAAAAACAGCGACAACAACAACAGUAACGGUGGUGGAAACAACAGCAGUAGCAGCAGCAGCAACCAAAACAACAGCACAUCCACGAGUGCCAGCAGCACCAACAACCCGGACAACCGCUCGAAUGACAGCAGCAACAGCAGCUCGGCAAUCAACCAGACUGAGAGCUCCAACACCACCCGCACGGAUGGCCCCGACGACAGCCAGAACAGCAGCAGCAGCAGCAACAGCAGCAGCAACAGCAGCAGCAGCAACAGCAGCAGCAGCAACAGCAGCAACAGCAGCAACAACAGCAGCAGCAACAGCAGCAGCAUCUCGGUGGGGGACGUGGGUACAAGUGAGGCCGGCACCAGCUACGUCGCCCAGCCGGAGCUGAGCGUUCGUCUCGUCCUCUCCUCCGUCGCUGAUCUCGCCGUCUGCCAGGACGAGGUGAACGCGACGCGCAGCAAAGGCGUCUACAGCUGGCCCCGGACGCGGUCGCCGUUCAGCGCCUCCGUGCCCUGCGCUCAGAACCCCAACCGGACGGCCACGCGCACCUGCGAACGGGAGCCGUUUGCUGCCAGCGCCCAUUGGCUGGAUCCGGACGUCAGCGCCUGCGAGAACAUUCAGGCCGUCUGCCGGGAAGAGGUGAACGCAACACGCGACAAAGGCGUCUACAGCUGGCCCCAGACGCGGUCGCCGUUCAACGCCUCCGUGCCCUGCGCUCAGAACCCCAACCGGACGGCCCCGCGCACCGGCGAGCUGACGCCGUUUGCCCUCAGCGCCCAGUGGCUGGAUGCGGACGUCAGCGCCUGCGAGGACAUUCAGGUGUUCUGUAGGUGGACCUCAGCGGUCAUCACGGACAGAGGAGAGUACGAGUGGCCGCCGACGCAAGCUGGCCAGUUGGCAUCCGUACCGUGCAUGCAGAACCCCGAGAGUAACGCCACGAUGCGAUGCUAUCGGGAACCGUACGAGAUGGUGGCUCGGUGGGCAGAGCCCAAUGUCAGCAACUGCAACGUCGUGACAGCUUCGUGCCCCAACGAGACGACGCUGAGCGACAAGAAGGGGUCGUACGCCUGGCCGCAGACGCCGCAGUCGCUCAACGCGUCCGUGCCGUGCCGGCAGAACCCCGGACAAAACGCCACGCGGGCCUGCCACCGGCCGUACUACACCACGGAUGCCGUGUGGCAGGACCCCGACCUCGGCGACUGCGUCGAACUCUUCGAGCUCUUCAACUCGAACGUGAUGAUGGCGUUUUUGACCAACAACAGUCAACUGAGUGAGGAAACGGUCAAAACCGAGGUGACCUCGUGGGUGAUAAAUGACCUGAAUAGUACACUCAACUACACCGUGGACUUGAAGUACAUCAGCGUGACGAGACAAGGGAGAGUGCGAGUGCGCCGUUCGAUGGGCGAGCUGUGGAACUUCACGGUGAGCAUGGUGCUGGAGAUGCGGAGGGCGGGCAAUGUCGACGACAUCGCAGCCAUUGUCAACAUCUCCAGCGAAAUCCGCAGCCAGCUCAGCUCCACCAUCGUCAACCUCAAGCCCCGGCUGGAGCAGUCGCUCGGAGUCGGCACGAUCCAGCUGGACGUUCCUUCCGUGGGGAACGCGAUGUACUGCCUCGGCGAGACUCUGGUCAACAUCAAGGGGGAGUUCUGCUGGCCCACGGUGACCGUCGGUGACACCGCCGUCAUCGCGUGCCCCAUCAACAAGGACAAGAACGUCUCGCGACAGUGCACGAAAGGGAACAAUUACUCCUCCUCGUGGCAGCCGAUCGACGCCGAUGUCUGUGACGUUCCACUGCUGGAGAACAUGGACAGCAAGUCGGCGGAGGAGGUGAGCAAGGAGAUGGACGGCCUGCUGGCACUGCUGGAGCAGAGCCCCACCAUCUCCGUGAAGGGCGCCCAGAUGGUGGCCACUCGCUUCAGCAGCAUCCUGGAAGCGCCGUCCAGCUCGCUGGCCAACUCGUCCGAGAAGGCACUGCACAUGGUGGACACCCUGCUGCAGAAGAUCGACUUCCCCAGCUCCAGCAUCUCGCUCCCGACGAAGAACCUGUUGCUCUUCGUGUCCAAGAUGAACGAGAGCGACAGCUCGCAGCCGCAGGAGUUCAAGGAUGGGGAGACAUCGGUGUCGCUGCCGGCCUCCCUGCUGGACUCGCUCGACCCGGCUCAGAAGGCGAUGGCGACACGGGCCCAGUUCACCGUCUACAACAACACCAAACUCUUCCCGCAGGCCAAUCUGUCGAGCUACGUGGUGGCGGCGAGCGUGGGAAAACUGGCGAACAUCACGAACCUCAAGGACCCGGUCAACAUCUCGCUGUGGCACACCAACCAAAGCGCCCUGGAUCCCGUGGAGGGGAUGAUAAAGAACGUCAAGUGCGUGUACUGGGACUUCGUCAAGAAAGACUGGAACAGCAAAGGGUGCAUCGCCGUGCCCGGCGGCUCCGACCACAACGUGACCCUGUGCCAGUGCAACCACCUGACGCACUUCGCUCUGCUGCUGGAUUUCUCUCCGGGCCCAAAGUACUCGGAAGUGAUCGAGCAGUCCCUCAGCUUCAUCACCUACAUCGGCUCCGGCCUCUCGGUCAUCUUCCUCGGCAUCACCCUUGUCACCUACAUCACAUUCGAGAAAAUCCGCACGGAUCACCCGUCCAAGAUCCUGAUGAACCUGUGCGCGGCGCUGCUGCUGCUGAACCUGCUGUUCAUGCUGGACGCGUGGAUCGCGUGGUUCAACAUCUACGGUCUGUGCCUCGCCACCGGCGCCCUGCUGCACUACUCGCUGCUCGCCUCCUUCACCUGGAUGGGCCUCGAGGCGGCCCACCUCUACCUGGCCGUCGUCAAGGUCUUCAACACCUACGUGCGCAACUACAUCCUCAAGUUCUGCAUCGUCGGCUGGGGUGUCCCAGCCAUUGUCGUUGCGGUUCUGCUGGCUAUAAACAGAGACUUUUACGGGAAAGGACAAAAAAAUUCCACCAACUAUCGAGAGAGAGACGACUUCUGCUGGAUCCGGCUGGACGUGGUGUUCUACGUGGCGGUGGCCGGCUACUUCUGCCUCGUCUUCUGCCUCAACUUGAGCAUGUUCGUAGUGGUGCUGCGCCAGAUCUGCCAGCAGAAGCGCAAGCACGGCAAGGAGAAGCACUCGAGCGUGGCCCGCGAGCUCCGCGGCAGCGUGAGCCUCACCUUCCUGCUCGGCAUCACCUGGGCCUUCGCCUUCCUCGGCUUCGGCCCCCAGAAGCUCGCCUUCAUCUACCUCUUCAUCAUCUUCAACACGCUGCAAGGGUUCAUGAUCUUCCUCUUCCACUGUGCGCUCCGGGAGAACGUCCGCUACCAGUGGAAGAAGUUCUUCUGCUGCGGGAAAUACUCUGAUGGAAAAAUGGGCUACUCCUCGGGGAACAGGUCCACACAGCUGCUGACGCGAAAGCAGAAGCAGCGGCUGUCGCACUGCAGCGGCACGUCUCAUUCCACCGAGCAGACCGACGUCACGAGCCUCAACAACUCGGGCAAGCCAAUAGGCUAAAGCCCGCGGCUGAUGGAAUUUCCGUCGACUCCACAAGGACCAGAUUAUUCCACAAACAGAACACGGCAGCCCCCUACCGAGGAUCGCCACAACGCGAGGGACGGACUCAGGAUCGCCGCCGAGCCACAUCCACCGCCACCGCCAGCACCAUUCACUUCGUUUGGCACAUUCAGGAACGACUGCCGCGCACGUUUCUGACACGCGUCCUCGUCACGUGGCGAGGAGCGGCUAAGGACUCUCGCCUCCCCCCCCCCCGUCGGUUUAGUCCUCCCUGGCUGUCCCCGUUUCAAAUAGUGUAACGGGGAUGGACGCCUCGCUCGGUAAAGCACCGCCCCCGCGAUUGACGAGGUCGUGAGUUUAACUCCUGGCAAGAGUUAAUUGAGCCUCGUCAUCAUCAUCGUCGUCGUCAUCAUCAUCACUGUCAUCAUCAUCACUGUCAUUAUCGUCAUCAUCACUGUCAUCAUCGUCGUCAUCAACACUGUCAUCAUCGUCAUCAUUAUCAUCACUG